This is a messenger RNA of Ustilaginoidea virens, 819 nucleotides long. RefSeq lists its product as uncharacterized. The coding region runs from base 1 to 819 and encodes 272 amino acids. The record is from RefSeq and is a predicted model, not a curated record. Lineage: Eukaryota; Fungi; Ascomycota; Sordariomycetes; Hypocreales; Clavicipitaceae. The transcript has 2 exons.
AUGGACAUCAUGGCGUCGCAGGACUGGGCUUACCUUCCCGAUGUGCCGCGCGACAUAGGCCCCAUUCGCAAAAUACUUUUAGAGUACAGCAAAAUCUCCCCCGCCGAUGUCGAUGGGCACAUUCUUCGAGUACGCGAGGCUGCGUGGAAAGUAUCGAGAUUUCCUUGUGUCGGAAGGUGGAAGUUUCUGCGCCUCACAGACCAGAAUGACCCCUGUUACCAGCAGGUGUUGUUUAGGCUCAAGGUCCCGAGAUCGAAUGAUGCUUUCCUAGACCUGGGCUGCUGCGUUGGGCAGGCCCUUCGUCAACUCCGACAUGAUGGCGUUGAGGGAUCCCAGUUGUUCGGCGUAGAUGUUCAGUCCAAGUUUGUCGACAUUGGUUACGACUUGUUCCAGGAUCGGAGAGAUUUUUGCGCGACCUUUGUCAUCGGUGACAUUCUUGAUCCUGACGACCGACGGCUCGAUGAGUUGUCACACAAGGUUACCAUCAUAUAUGCCUGCAGCUUCUUUCAUCUCUUCAACUGGAUUCAGCAGCUUUACAUCGGCAUACGCCUUGUUGGGUUCUUGAAACAUGGAACCAAGAAUGCACUCCUAUACGGCCGACACAUUGGCACAGGCAGUCCGAGAUCAAAGUCGUCAACCAGUACAGCCCCUUACCUCCACAACAAGAAUAGCUUUCAGCAGUUGUGGAAUGAGGUGGGUGAGGUGACAAAUACGAGGUGGACUGUAGAAUGGGAGCCUGCUAGCGAGAUGAUUCAUGACCUGCCAAACAUCGAGAAGGAAGUUCAACCAAUCGACUUUAUGGUCCAUCAAGUUACUUGA